AUGCAAGUGUGUCCCCACGUAUCCGACCUGCUACCCAUGAAGCCCUUUGCAGACUUGGACGCGUUCACAAAUGACUACCUCGUGAACAUCCAUACCAACUCUGGAUCAGUUACCUUUGUCAUAUCCGACGAACUCCAGACCAUACUGCGUAUCAUCGGUUUCACACAUACAUCUGUCAUAGACCUACAGACCGAGAUCGGGUAUGCGAUCAUCUUCCUACCGUUCCAGCGCACGCACAUCACCACACACACCGUUCGAAUGUUACUGUACUACACACUGGACCUACCAUCGUCGAACGGAAUCGGCCUACGGCACGCGAAUUGGUCGAACAAGGCGAGCGUACGUACGGCGGAGCGUAUGGAAUUUGUGUUCGAGACUGUCUUGAAGUGA
Messenger RNA from Psilocybe cubensis, 390 nucleotides. RefSeq lists its product as uncharacterized. The transcript has a single exon. The coding region runs from base 1 to 390 and encodes 129 amino acids. The record is from RefSeq and is a predicted model, not a curated record. NCBI's taxonomy places the organism in Eukaryota, Fungi, Basidiomycota, Agaricomycetes, Agaricales, Agrocybaceae.